AUGUUACUUACACAAUUUUUUCCAACAUUAUUAUUAUUAUUAAUUAUAGUACACAAUUCUUUUUCUCAAUUAAAAGAAGAAUAUAAUCAUUCGUUUUGGAAGGCUUUAUCAAGAGAUUUUCUUGAAAAUAAAAUUAACUACCUCAAAUCAAUUGGUGUUACAAUAACAAAAAAAAAGAAACCUAAAAAUGUUAUCUUAUUUAUUGGUGAUGGAAUGGGAACAACAAUAACUACUGUUAGUCGUAUAUUUAAAAAUCAAAAUAUACCUUCUCAAAAAGAAAAACCUAUCUUUGAUCAAACACCAUUAUCAUUUGAAAAAUUUCAAACAUCAGGAAUUGUACGUACACAUUCUUUAGAUUUACACGUUGGAACAUCUACAGCCGGAGCACUGGCAAUGACAUCAGGACAAAAAACUAAAAGCGGCCUUGUUAAUAUUAAAGCAACAGCUGACUUGAAAACAUGUAAAAUAAAAGAUGAUGAAAAACAAGUAAACACUUUAGUUUAUGAAGCUUUAAAAAAUAAAAUUAAAGUUGGUGUAGUAACGACAACCAGAAUAACCCAUGCAACACCAGCUGCACUUUAUGCUUUUAGUAAAAAUAGAUCCUAUGAAAGUGAUCAACAUUUUAAAACUGAUGAUGAUAGAAAUAAUUGUGAUGAUAUAGCAAAACAAAUUAUUAAUUAUCCAGCAAAUAAAUUUUCAGUCAUUCUUGGUGGUGGUCGUUCAUACUUUUUACCUAAAAAUGAACAAGAUCCAAUAUAUGUAAAUGUUACUGGAUCAAGACUUGAUGGAAGAAAUAUUAUUAAAGAAUGGAAACAACUUAGUACAAAUCAUAAAGUAUUAUUUACAAGAAAUGAUUUAUUAAAUAAAAAUCAUUCCCCUGAAUCAAAUAUUCUUGGAGUUUUUUCACCAUCACAUUUAAAGUACUAUGAAACAAAAGAUGAAUUAGAUAAAGAAACACAACCAACUUUAGAAGAAAUGACAGAAACAGCAAUAAAAUUAUUAUCUAAAAAUAAUGAAAAUGGAUAUUUUUUAUUAAUAGAAGGUGGUUUAAUUGAUGUGGCUGCUCAUGAAAAUAAAGGUUAUGUUGCUUUUAGUGAGACACGUGAAUUUGAUAAAGCUAUUUUGAAGGCACAACAACUUACAAAAGAAAUAGCUUCUAAAGAUAAUUUAUCUAAUGAAGAAGAUACAUUAAUAAUUGUUACAGCAGAUCAUUCACAUCCAUUAAAUUUUAAUGGAUUUCCAACAAGAGAUAAAUCAAUACUUGGAUCAAAUAUGGCAGCAUUUGCCAAAAUUACAGCACCAAGUGACAGUAAAUCACAACCAAAUCUUAUGUUUACAUCUGGAAAAGGAUUUUAUAAAAUGUUUUCUAAAGACCCAAUUCAUGGUGGAUAUAUAAGAAAUAAUUUAACAGAUGAAGAUUUAAUGAAACCAGAUGAUCUAACGCCAAGUUGUAUUUUAAGUGAUUAUGGAUCACAUGGAGGCGAAGAUGUUAGUUCUUUCGUUACCGGUCCAUUAUCAUAUAUUUUUUCGGGUAAUUAUGAUAAUACACAAAUUGCUUAUAACAUCAAGUAUGCCUUAUGCCUUAAUGAAAAAGAGGAAUUUAAUGUUUGUGAUGAAGUUUAUCAAAAAGAUUCUGAAAUUUUGGAUGAAACACUUGAUACUUAUAGAACAUUAUUGGUUUAUUCAUUAUGUAUUUGUCUUAUUUUAAUGUUGAUUCUCGUGUUUGUUACUUUUAAUUACUUCAAAAUGAAAAAAAACUACAAUGCAAAUAACUUGCAAUUAUAA
Messenger RNA from Strongyloides ratti, 1785 nucleotides. RefSeq names its product Alkaline phosphatase family and Alkaline phosphatase-like, alpha/beta/alpha domain and Alkaline-phosphatase-like, core domain-containing protein. Gene Ontology annotation, biological process: dephosphorylation. Lineage: Eukaryota; Metazoa; Nematoda; Chromadorea; Rhabditida; Strongyloididae. Gene Ontology annotation, molecular function: alkaline phosphatase activity. The coding region runs from base 1 to 1785 and encodes 594 amino acids. The transcript is spliced from 2 exons. The record is from RefSeq and is a predicted model, not a curated record.